CGCACGCCCUCAAAAAUCAAAACGCAACGUUCCCAGCAAGCCCUGCGCCCACCGACUACACCCAUCCUGCCGGUCUGAACACUUCACCACCUCGAUCGUUCGAUCGACCCAUGUCCAUCCACAACUCGACCAUAAACGCGUCCUAAGUGUCAAAUAUCACUCUGCGAUCACGUUACCAGCCAUCGAUUAACGUCACUCUGGACUGAAGCGGGCCGCGACUGUACCCUCCAAAGUCGCUUUCAAUCUGUCCGCAGUAGGCAAGCAGGCUGGCCAGCGCCUCUUCCCUUGCACAAAAUGCAGCGCAUUGUGCGCUUGCGAGGCUCUACAAAGGCGUUGAGCACCUCAGUUGGUCAGCAAUUGCCCGCUGCUUUCCCUCCUCGAACUCGAUUGCGGUUGCGGCAACACCUUGGCGAAAAUCGUCCUCUUGACUUGUGCCCAGUGCAGAUCCCAUCUGCAGGCACCGCCGGCGCACCUUGGCGCAGCAUACACUCCACCUCUACUCAAUUCAAUGCUGCCGGACCUGGUCCCAGCGAGCACCAAAACCGCGCAGCUGAACAAAGUCCGCCGCCACACUGGUCGUCCAGCAAGUCCAAGGGCAAAGGCGUGCAAACGAAAAGCGCAAGCUCCUCCCGCGUGAAUCAGAGCUCGGUACACUCCGCCGCACCGAAGCACGACGCCGGAACCAAGAGCGCACCUAGCACGAUUUCUGCAAACGCUACGGGCCUCUCGUCAAAACAUGAUCCUGGGUCGACCUCACAAAGAAAGCCUUCUGCGCAGGAAGCCUCGCCCAAAGCUGUGCCUGAUCAAACUUCUAGUGGCGGCGUGCAGACGGACGAUGGCGCCAGACCUACGUUGUUGAAGCGAGCGCAGAAUCUGUGGCAGACAAUGCGGUUCCUGUUCAAGUUCUACUGGGCCGGAUUGAAAUCUAUCUGGGCGAAUCGCACUAGGGCGAAGGAGAUCCAGGCUCGGGUGGCUGCUAGGCGAGCCGAGGGCAAGCUCGAACCAAAUGAGCUGGGCAUGACUUGGGAAGAGAAGCAACUGAUCCGAGUGCAUCACUCCGACAUGCGCAAGGUUCCUUUGUUUGUUGCUAUCCUUCUCAUUUUAGAAGAGCUGCUGCCCUUGCUCGUGAUUUAUGCGCCUGGACUCCUCCCUUCUACUUGCAUUUUGCCGUCUCAGGCUGCGAAGAUUCGAGCGAAAGCGGAGGUCGCUCGUAACACUGCUGUCGCUCACUUGCGAGAGGCUCAAAGCGCUGGAACUCUGCCACUGAAGCUUAAUGAAGGACCAGACGCCGAAAAGGAAGCACUUAGCCAGCUUCCCGCUCAGGAAGUCAAGGACCUGGCUCGCGUCUUUGCGUUGCCGACUUGGGGACCCUCGGCACUUGUCGCACGCAGACUUCUCACGCACGCAGAGUACCUGCGUGGGGAUGAUGAGGCGUUGCACGCCAGCCAGGGCAUCAGCUCAGGGCUACCUUCGGGCGACGAUCUGCUUCGUGCAGCAAGUGAACGCGGUUUGAGAGCUAGCGAAGUAGGAUCCAAAGAGCUAAGCGGAGCUUUGCGAGCAUACUUAAAAUUGGUGCGGUCGCAGCCUUUCAACCUGCUGAUGCCGUUGAAGCUGUACGACAGGCCAACCCCUGCUGAGCUGCUAGAGAGCCAUGGGAAGAUAUCUGCCGAGUCCGAGAAGGGCGUCUUAGCGCGCACAAGGGACGUCGUGGAGGAGGUUGUACAGGAAGAAAGGAGUAGAGAGACCAGGGAAGAGCGGAGCGAGGCUGAAAGUGAAGCUAAGAGGAAGCGUGAAGAGAAGCAAUGAUGGACGACGCGUUCCUGUCUCUAUCGCUCGGAUACUGGAAUCACUGCGCUCUCUCUCUCUCUCUCUCUUUCCUGCACUGUCGCCGAAUAAUAUAGACACAUCAUUCCGCACUCUGCUGCCACACAGUUGCGCGCUCUACCUUCCAAGAGGAGGGCUAGGUGAAGGGA
Molecule: messenger RNA, 1973 nt
Organism: Ceraceosorus guamensis
Lineage: Eukaryota; Fungi; Basidiomycota; Exobasidiomycetes; Ceraceosorales; Ceraceosoraceae
Exons: 4
Coding region: 295-1806 (503 amino acids)
Biological process (GO): intracellular monoatomic cation homeostasis
Cellular component (GO): mitochondrial inner membrane
Molecular function (GO): ribosome binding
Source: RefSeq, a predicted model, not a curated record